UCAGCCUCAUUUGCUGACUCACUACCAGGUCCUUCAACACCCUUGCUCCACUCAAGCAAGUUGUUGAGUGAACCACCAAAACCCUCUAAGAAUCCAGAACAAACAGUGACUGGAUAAACUUGAUAGUUUACUUCUCAGCCCAUCACCUGCUUCUCAAGAUGCUGAGAUUUAUUUUUUGAAGAAACAAGUUAAUGAAUUAACUGAAAAAUUAGAAAUUAGAAAAGUUAACAAGGUGUAGUUAUGAAGCGAUAAAAAAAAUGAUGCUCAUAUAUUGAUGUAUACUGGUAUACCAACAAGUGAAUUAUUCAUUGUGCGUUUUGAACUAAUGAAUGACAUCCAAAUAAAAUAUUAUGCUGGCUGGAAUGUUCAACUUAUCCCUAACGUUGAUCAGCUUCUGAUAACACUGAUGAAAUUACGACUGAAUUUGCCCCACGAAUAUCUGAGUAUAAGAUUUAAUUGCAGCACAGCUACCGUUACCAAUAUUAUCAUGACUUGGAUUUACACUCUGGAUGAAGUGAUAUUUGUACAUUUGAUGAAGACAAUACCAUCGAGACAAAUAAACCAAGCCUGCCUCCCUGCUGCAUUUACUAAUUAUAAAAAUAGUAGAAUUAUAUUAGACUCCACAGAGAUUUACUCCACAGUUCCAGCAAGCAUGGAAAAUCAAAGGUUGGCGUACAGUUCUUAUAAACACUAAAAUACAAGGAACGUAUUGUUAGGAGUGGCACCAAAUGGGGUAAUAUUCGUUAGCAAAGGGUCAAUAUCUGACAACAAGAUUGUUCAACAGAGCAAUGUUUUAAAUCAAAUGGUUCCUGGAUAUAUGAUUCUAGCAGACAACGGGUUU
Messenger RNA from Acanthoscelides obtectus, 841 nucleotides. The record is from the annotation of a GenBank genome assembly. NCBI's taxonomy places the organism in Eukaryota, Metazoa, Arthropoda, Insecta, Coleoptera, Chrysomelidae.